CUGCACAAAAAAACAGAUCCAAGUUCUUUUCUUUUUCUCUAAAAAGCUUAUCUCUUUGAUCUCUCUUGUUAAACUUUUCAUGUAUGUCUGCUGGUUUCUGCCCCCCUUUUUCAAAAUUAAUUGUUGGGUUUCUGAUCAAAUCUGGGUUGGGCGAUUCUUUGGUCAGCUCUUCUAAAGUUUAAAUUUUGGCGAGAUGGAAGAAUUGAGUGCUCGGAUUGCUUCUCCUGUGUUGAAUCAACUUGGUGGAUGCUUGCCCCACUCGAUGGCUAAGAAGCGCAGUUUGCAGUUCCAGCCAAUGAACCCUUUGGCCACUUGGAAUCCCAAGUCUUGGGAUUGGGACAGUAAUAGGUUUCUUGCCAAACCUAAAGAGUAUGAAAGGGCAGAAUUACAAGUACGAGUGGAUGAGAACCUCAGUUUGAACCUUGGAGGUUCCGGGUUGAAUUCUGUGGAGGGGAUUGCAUCACGCCCUAACAAACGGGGCAGGUCUGGAUCCCCUAAUGCUGUUAAUUACCCUAUGUGCCAAGUUGACGAGUGUAGAGAAAAUUUGACCAGUGCAAAGGACUAUCAUAGACGGCAUAAGGUUUGUGAGCUUCACAGUAAAGCUGUGAAGGCUCUAGUGCGGGAGCAGGUGCAGCGAUUUUGCCAGCAGUGUAGCAGGUUCCACCUGCUUUCGGAGUUUGAUGAGGGCAAGAGGAGUUGUAGGCGCAGACUUGCAGGUCAUAACAAGAGGAGGAGAAAAUCUCAGCCAACAGAUGACAACACCUCACCUAGGCCAUCUAUUCCAGGAAACAAUGGCAAUUCUGAAAACCACAGCAACUUGGACAUUGUCAAUCUGCUAGCAGUUCUAGGUUCUCCACAUGGGAUUAAUAAUGAGGGAAGGAGUGCUAAUAGGCCAUUGGUACCUGAUAAAGAUAAAAUUAUAGAGGUUUUCAGUAAAAUGAAGACAUUACCGUUGGCAGAUGAAAAGUCGCGUGCUUCCGGGAGAGACUUUAAAGAUUGCAACAUGUCUUCUCCAUCAACUCUAGACCUGCUUGCUCCACUUUCAGCAACACCUCCAGCACCAGCGAUGGACAUUCAAUCUCAACAAAGUGGCAGUUACCAAUCUAGCGGUGAUACAGAUUUUCAUCACGUUCCUGAGAUUCGUGGUCCUCAUUUACCAUUACAGCUUUUUAGUUCUCAAACUGAAGAAGAUGAUAGCCCGCCAAGACUCUCAGUUUCUGGAAAAUAUUUUUCUUCUGAGAGCAGUAAUCCUUCUGGAGAGAUGUCGCCUUCAUCCUCACCUCCUGCAGUGUGUAAUCUAUUCCCUAUCCCGGUUUCUAAUGCCAGUAGUAAGGAGGAGCAUACUCGGGAGAAUACUAUGAAUUUUAACGCUAGUAAAGCAAAUGGUUGUUUUAAGCUUUUUGGAGGUUCAAUAAAUGGAACAGACGUUGUUAGCUCUACUCAAAGUCCUAUUGCAUAUAGAACAGGAUACACUUCUUCGUCUGGCUCUGAUCAUUCACCAUCUAGCAUGAGCUCUGAUCCACAGGAUCGUACUGGACGCAUAAUAUUUAAACUCUUUGAUAAAAAUCCGAGCCACUUGCCUGGGACACUUCGAACGCAGAUUUACAGUUGGCUUUCUAAUAUUCCUUCAGAAAUGGAGAGUUAUAUAAGGCCCGGUUGCAUAUUUAUUUCGCUUUACUUAUCAAUGCCACGUUUUGUUUGGGAACACGUCGAAGAACAUCUUUGUCAGUAUGCGGAUGCUCUGGUUAAAGAUGUUGAUCCUCAGUUUUGGGCUAGUGGGAGGUUUUUAAUUCGAACUCGCAAGCGAAUGGCUCUGCAUAGAGAUGGGAAUGUUCGGGCGUGCAAAUUAUGGAGAAAGUGGAAGUCCCCAGAAUUGAUAUGUGUCUCCCCAUUGGCAAUUAUCGGUGGCCAGGAAAUUUGUCUCACGCUUAAGGGGAGAAAUCUAAACUGCCCCAACAUCAAGAUUAAUUGCACGCAUGCAAGUGAUUACACUAUAAGGUCAGUUCAUAGCUCGGCAGGCCAAGAUACUGCCCAUGAUGAGAUCAUCCUUGGCAACUUUGUCAUUCAUGCCACGUCUCCUAAUCGACUUGGCCGCUGUUUCAUUGAGGCUGAAAAUGGAUUGGGAGGAACCACCUUUCCUGUCAUUGUAUCUGAUAGUGUGGCGGUGUGUGAAGAAUUGAGGCGUCUUGAAUCUGAAAUACGUGAAGUUCCCAAGAAAGUAUUGGAACAAGAAAACCAAAUGGCCACUGGGUCCCGGGAGGAAGUGGUCCAUUUUCUAAACGAGGUCGGAUGGUUGUUCCAAAGAAAGCACAACUCUUCCAUGCAUGAUUUCAAGAUCAGGCGGUUCAAAUUCCUAUUAAUUUUCUCGGUUGAACGUGAUUUUGUUGAGGUGGUCAAGACACUUUUGGACAUUCUGUUGGAGAUUACAUUGGCUAGAAAUGCAAGUAAGGAGUCAUUAGAGUUGGUUUCUGAACUUCACAUUUUGAGCAGGGCUGUUAAGAGGAAGUGUCGAAAGAUGGUCGAUUUGCUUAUUCAUUACUCCAUAUGUUACGAGAAGACCUCUGUCCAUUAUAUCUUCACCCCAAAUGCCCCUGGGCCUGGCGGCAUCACCCCUCUGCAUUUAGCUGCUUCUACAUCAAAUUCAGAUGACAUUGUUGAUGCUCUCACUAAUGACCCCCAACAGAUGGGGUUGGAUGGAUGGAAUUCUUUGGUAGAUGAGAGUGGUCUGUCUCCUGGUGCGUAUGCCACAAUGAGGAAUCACCACUCUUACAAUGCACUCGUGUCUCAGAAGCUCGCUGACAGAGAAAACAGGCAGCUAUCUGUAGUGAUUGAUGGAGGAAAUGAAAUAGCGGAUCAUGUCUGGUUAGAACUGGAACAGCAGGACCAUAAACCUCUUCCUCCUCCUCUUGCUGCUGCUGCUGCUGGUGGUAAAUCAUGCUCCAAAUGCGCGAUUAUGGAAUACACCACGACUCGGAGGGGGGUCAGAGGUGGUCCCCAGGGAGGAUUGCUCUGUCGCCCGUACAUACAUUCCAUGCUUGCCAUUGCAGCGGUGUGUGCAUGCGUCUGCAUCUUGUUCCGUGGGUCCCCCUAUGUCGGUUCCGUUGCCCCCUUGAAGUGGGAGAGCUUGGAUUUUGGUCCUGUUUGAUCUGCUGCUGCUGCUACAUGGCAACUGAAAAAUAGUUGUGGAUCUUACCUGGGUGAGGGGUUCGUGCCACGCUCUUGUAUCAAAAGGACCAUGCCACAGUCAGUUUUACACCAAGUGUUUCUCUGAUAUGUGCAACCAUCCCGAGUCAAACACAUAGUGUCAAAGUCUGGUGUUAUGUUAAAUAGAUUUACCCGGCCAUAAAUUAAAACAACUGCUGCAAUGUGCUGCUUUUUUUUUUUAAAAAAAAAGUCCUACCCCUGGUGUGUGUGACAAACUCGUGAUGUUAGAUGCGCGAUGCCUGGCCGCGAUGUGGGCGGAGGAGGAUGGAUAUGUCACGGUGAACACGACUGGGGCCCGCACGAAUGACAUAUACAGAAGAAGAGGUAAACCAACCACGAUUUGUUUAAUUACUACUAUUGUUUGUAGUCUGGAGCCAUGUACUUGUUGCUGUUGUUAAUAUGAGUAUUUUUUUAUUUAUUUAUUACUCCUUAAAAAUAUCACACGUUAGUCAUUCUGGUCAGGCUGGCUACUCCCCGU
This is a messenger RNA of Cuscuta campestris, 3682 nucleotides long. NCBI's taxonomy places the organism in Eukaryota, Viridiplantae, Streptophyta, Magnoliopsida, Solanales, Convolvulaceae. The record is from the annotation of a GenBank genome assembly.